Molecule: messenger RNA, 1260 nt
Organism: Panicum virgatum (switchgrass)
Lineage: Eukaryota; Viridiplantae; Streptophyta; Magnoliopsida; Poales; Poaceae
Exons: 3
Coding region: 1-894 (297 amino acids)
Source: RefSeq, a predicted model, not a curated record
AUGGCCGCCGCCGCCGGGCCGGCGGCCGACGCGAUGCAGAAGUUCCCCGACGGGGCGCACGUGCGGCUGCGGAGCCGCGUGCACGGCGGGUACCUCCACGCCGACGAGGACGGGGCGGGCAUCUCCCUGCGCUGGCUCCGCCGCAGGUCGGCGAACGCGGCGUGGCGGGUGCAGCGCAUCCUGCACGACGGCACCAACUGCGUCCUCCUCCACAGCGCCGCCUACGGCCGGUACCUCGCGGCCUCGCCCGACCCGGCGCCGCCGGGGCACCGCGGCCACCGCGUCGUCCAGGGGGACUACGGCGAGGAGGAGGGCGUGGACCCCGUCCUCUGGAAGCCCGUGGGCUCGGGGCACGCCGGCUACGUCCUGCUGCGCCACGUCUCCUACCGCCUCCUCCGCGCCAACGGCAGGUACCGCCGCUGGCACGCCGGCGUCUCCGUCGACGACUUCGACAACCAGAGCACGAUGAUGCAUUGGAAGGUCGAGGUCAUCCCCCCGAGACCCGGGCCGCCGGUCCUCGUACCUCCACCUCGGAUUAAUCGAGAAGGCUUCCGCGGCCUGUUCCUCCUGCGCGAGCCCGCGAUGCUUCAGCGAACGAUCCGGUACGUGGAGGCGGACAAUCAAGGCAACUUCAACCUGAACCCGAACGGCUGGGCCACGUUCCAGUUCCAUGGCCGGUCCAUGUUCAACCUGAGAUGGGAGGUGGCGACCCAUCUGGGCCUUGCGCUCUUCUUCUUCCGCGUCAUUGUGUGCGUCCGAGCCGGCCAGUACGGGCAGCCGACCCCGCUGGUCAUCGACUUGCCUCGCAACGAGGAGACCUUGGACGUCGUCGCCGUCAUUGCCGAUACACCAGCCGCUCAGGCGUUGAGGUACCCAGAUGUUGAUGCACACUGAGGGUAGAUGAUGGCAGGACUCCUGACAACCACCUCGCAAUUCAUCUCUUCAGAAUUCCAAUGUACCACUGAGUCUGAUACAACACGAGAAUCGGCUGUAAAUUUUUGGUAGUUAGGUUUGAUCCAGCCUCCUAACAGGAAGCAGUUUGUACUGAUCUUUCAGUUUCACAACUCACAAACUGCGGAUCUUUUUUUUACAGUGGCAGUAGUAGUAGUCACAAGCUUCAUCUCUAUGACUAUUGCCUGAUAGCAAGAAUGGAUGUUGCUUUUUGUACCUGCCCUUUUGAUAGAUUUCAGUAAAUGUCAGGUUUCUCUGUUACACCAUUCGUCCACUGGAACCCUGCCUCUGCAUUUGGCAACUGUCAGG